Monopterus albus (swamp eel) is the source of this 3284-nucleotide messenger RNA. It is a transcript of the gene ugcg, whose product is annotated as UDP-glucose ceramide glucosyltransferase. The transcript is spliced from 10 exons. Bases 38 to 1222 code for a protein of 394 amino acids. Gene Ontology annotation, cellular component: membrane. Lineage: Eukaryota; Metazoa; Chordata; Actinopteri; Synbranchiformes; Synbranchidae. Gene Ontology annotation, molecular function: ceramide glucosyltransferase activity. The record is from RefSeq and is a predicted model, not a curated record. Gene Ontology annotation, biological process: glucosylceramide biosynthetic process.
CCCGGCCCCCGGCCCCGGCAGCCUCCCGCCGACCGCCAUGGCUGUGCUGGACCUCGCCAUGCAGGGAGUCGCCGUGUUCGGCUUCAUCCUGUUCUUUGUGCUGUGGCUCAUGCAUUUCAUGUCCAUCAUUUACGUGCGUCUCCAUCUACACAAGAAAAGGUCAGAGGUCAAACAGUCAUUCAUGCAGUUGGCAGGAGUUUCUCUGCUGAAGCCAUUAAAGGGUGUUGAUCCGAACCUGAUCUCCAACCUGGAGACCUUUUUUACACUGGACUACCCCAAGUAUGAGCUUCUGCUGUGCAUUCAGGACAACGAUGAUCCAGCUGUUGAUGUCUGUAAAAAGUUGUUAGGAAAAUACCCCAACGUAGAUGCUCAACUAUUCAUUGGGGGGAGGAAAGUUGGAAUCAACCCCAAAAUUAACAACCUGAUGCCGGGCUAUGAAGGAGCCAAAUAUGGCCUUGUGUGGAUCUGUGACAGUGGUAUCAGAGUGAAGCCUGACACACUGACAGAUUUGACCAGUCAGAUGACCGAGAAGGUGGGAUUGGUCCAUGGUUUGCCCUAUGUUGCUGACCGCCAAGGCUUCGCUGCCACACUGGAGCAGGUGUAUUUUGGAACGUCCCACCCUCGCUCCUACAUCUCAGCUAAUGUAACUGGAAUAAAGUGUGUGACAGGGAUGUCGUGUCUGAUGAGGAAGGACGUGCUGGAUCAGGCAGGUGGAUUGGUCGCCUUCGCUCAGUACAUUGCUGAGGAUUACUUUAUGGCUAAAGCCAUCGCUGACAGAGGCUGGAAGUUCUCCAUGGCAACACAAGUGGCACUGCAGAAUUCGGGGUCAUACUCUAUUGGCCAGUUCCAGUCCCGCAUGAUCAGGUGGACGAAAUUGAGGAUAAACAUGCUCCCUGGCACUGUGUUGGAGCCCAUCUCUGAGUGCUUCCUGGCCAGCCUCAUCAUCGGCUGGGCAGCUCAUCAUGUGUUCAGGUGGGACAUGAUGGUGUUCUUCAUGUGUCACUGUUUGGCCUGGUUCAUAUCCGACUACAUCCAGCUCACUGGAGUCCAGGGUGGCCCUCUGUGCUUCUCAAAGCUGGACUUCGCCGUCGCCUGGUUCAUCAGGGAGUCAAUGGCGGUGCAGAUCUUCCUGUCGGCUCUGUGGGACCCGACCAUCAGCUGGAGGACUGGACGCUACCGGCUGCGCUGCGGCGGCACAGCCGAGGAGAUCCUUGAUGUGUAGUUGCACCAAUAACCAUCUGCCCCUUCAUUCCUCCAUUUCUUCAUCAUCCUGAUGGUUGGGAGGAUGAGGAGGCAAGUGAGAGAGACUUUGUUUUUUGUUUUUUAUGAAGGGGAAAAAAUGAGAGCAAGUGUGUGUUUUUACCUAUUUAUGUUUCUUUUGGUGCUAAAUCAAAAAAGUCAGAAGCCAAUGAGAGCACAGGAAAUAAAAAUGGGAGGGAGUGAUGCAUCAGUGAAUCAUCUGAUCUUUGGUCAGAGAAGGACAAACAGAAGAAACCAUCCGGCCUGUCGGGAAACAGGAGUUUGUCUCCCGAUUGGCUAAUUUAUUUAUUUUUUUUCCCGUCGGUUUUAUGAAGUUUGAAGUUUAUAUGGAAGCAAAUAGCAGCCAAAAUAAUUUAACUGAAUAACUGUGAACUGUUUACUAGAAAACCUGAAUCCAUGCUGUUUGAAUAUUUGUCCCUGAUUUUGUCUGAGUUCCUCCCAUAAUGUUUUCAAGUUGUGAAUUUUUAGAAACUUUAUUUCUAAGAAUAUACAAUUGCCACCUCUGUAAAAGUUGUGUUCAGUUCAGAAACUGCAUUUUGAAUAUGUGAGUUCAGAACUGUAGCGGUGUGUGUGUCCUUCAACCAACCAACUCAGUUUCACACAACAGGACAGGAUGGAAAUGAGACGCAAGUCAAAGGUUACUUUGACAUUUUCCUGGAAGGGAAACUUGGCAACUGCAACAAGCAUAAAAGUUCAUUCUGCUUUUCUUCAGCCUGUUUUAAGCUGACAAAUUAUAGAAUAUCAUCGUAGUUAUCAUUUCAAAGUCUCAGCUUCGUUCAUAAAACACCACCAUGGCGUUUCAGUGUUUAAGACUUACAGAGAAUUUUGGUCAAGAAAAACAAAGAUUUUCUGGACAGUUGGACAAAGUGUGUUUUUAAACUCGACCACCUUAAAAUGGGCAUCUGUCAAACACCAAAACCAGGAGAAAACAUUUUAACGUGCUGAGCCGCUGAAUAUGGUCGAUUACACUUAGCAAUUCAUGAUCUGCCUAAAAUACCAGAGGGAGAUGUUUCCUGUGCAGCCUGGAUGUGGACUUCAAGUCCAGAUCAGCAAAAGUACCAUGUGAAUCUGAACGUGUAAAGUCCAGUUUCUUCAAUCUGAAUUAGUAAAGCGUAAAAAUACCUAAAGAUUUGUUGAUCUGAAAUACGUAGCUAUAUGUUUCAAAGACUUAAAUAUCAGGUGGCUUUCAAAGUAGAAUUUAAAAUAUCACUUAACUCUGCAGGUCUGAUUAAUACAGCUGUUAUUUGCUUCCAUAGUUUUUUUAUGAGGAUAAAGCAAAUAAUUUAUCAUGAAGUGUUUUGGUAUUUGGUUCAAAACCAAAACUGAGAGCUAAGAGGCUCAAAAACUGCAUGUUUUACAGAAGCAUUCACCAAAGGGGAAAACACUGGAGAGGUUUCCUUGUGUGUAUAAUUUCUGCCUCAGGCUUAUGAGACAACCUGUUUGUAUCACAAGCAGUGAUUUCACAAACCUCUCCUGCAUUUUGACCAGAACAACCAGGAGCUAAAUUUAGUUCUCAGACUCAAAAGGUUUCAGACUUGGUUCUGCUGUGGCGGAGUCUUCAGGACUGAAUCUCACAGAUGUCAGGCUGCGAUAGCUGCUAGCUUGGCCGCUUCACAGCGAAGUUUAAGACGUGUAAUGGCCCUUUACUGUGAAGUUUGUCAUUAACAACAGGAGGUAUUUAGAGACAACUUCCCAGUUAGUAAAAAGAAAGUAAAACACUUCAACAGGAGAAAUAAAUGUUGUUUGCUGAUAGUUUCACAGCAGUUCAUUCUGGAGUUGGUCUUUAAAAAAACUUAUCUAGUCUGUAUUACAUCUGUCCUCGCUCAUCCCAGCUCCACAUUGAUUUAAAAAAAUGAAAAUGUGAUUUGCUAUCUGAUGUAGUCUUAUCUUCACAGUUACAAAACAAAACAAGUGAAUUAUUCCAUAAUCACAACAGCCUUGUAGAGUCUGGUCAGGGUUCUCUGUUUGGCUGAGAAGAGCACUUCUUUCAUUAAAGAUAUGAAAUACGUAGAUGUUUUUGGUAA